Molecule: messenger RNA, 3103 nt
Organism: Silurus meridionalis
Lineage: Eukaryota; Metazoa; Chordata; Actinopteri; Siluriformes; Siluridae
Gene: daxx
Product: death-domain associated protein
Exons: 13
Coding region: 788-2875 (695 amino acids)
Molecular function (GO): histone binding
Source: RefSeq, a predicted model, not a curated record
UCAGAGCGCUCCGUGUUGCGGCGUCGGCUUGUUGCCAUGAUCUCGAGUACCUAAGCGGAGGAAUCCACCAAGAUUGUUUUUGGACGCAAUUUUCCCCCUCCCUGUUGGGUUUUUAAAUAUAAAUAUAAAAAGAAAAAAAAUUUUCCGCCUGAAGUUCUGCUUUGUUUGAGUUUUUUUGUAAUAUUUUAUUCGAUGGCAUCUUGAGAUGAGGGAUUUCUGUGCAACACGCGUGGAUUUUGCACACAAAGACUUGGCAACCUGGACGUACUCGAGCAAACGGUUUUGUGUUCCGGAGUGGCGCGUGUAAGUUUAUUGUUCGACGGUGCUUUGUGUGGAGAUGUUGAGUGGAGAUUUGGUAUUAAAUGGCUUUAUGGUGGGUUGGAGUUCAUAAAUUGACAGUAAACACCCUGCUGUAUUAUUUCCGAGUGGGAAUAUGAGUGCUGAAAGCGAUGCUAACAGUAUCCGGCAAAACAGGCUAACAGGCUUGUUGCAAAACAGGAAAACCCCCAACGCCAGCUUCUGAAAUACUUCACAUUUUUGGGGCAAGAAACCAAAUUAACCAAACAAUUCCUGAACCCAACUUGGAUAACACUGUUAUUAAAGUGUAAACAAAGAUACGAAGCAAGGAGCAGGGUGUAAACAAAGCUGUCAACUCGCACCAUCAACUCACUUGUCCUGAUGUUCCUUGAAUUUCUUAAAGCCUCCGCUGAAUGACCGAACGCCAACCGCUGCCUCCUUCCAAGAGUUUCAUCAGCUCCUGUCCUUGAUUGCAGCCGUUCCAAAAGCGAUGGAAAACAUCGUAAUCCUUGAUGAUGACGAUGCCGAGGAGCCUUCGUCGUCUUUGUUGCAUCCUCCGACUUCUUGCGUGUCCAGCACGUCCAACACGCCUCUCGCCUCUCAGCUGCCAUCAACACACAUCUCAAAGUCUCCAUUUGCUUCUUCCAAAAAGGAGAGUCAUGUCCUAAAAGUGGAGAAUGAAAAGCUCUUUAAUGAGUUUGUAAAUCAUUGCGAGGAACACACUCGAGCACACCCUGAGGUCGUGACUUUCCUGAAGACAAAAUACUCCAAGGCCUUGCCCGACUUCCUGAUGUCCGUGGAGUUCCGGAACGCUGUGGGUCGCUGCCUGACACGAGCCCAAUCGCAAACCAGCAAAACAUUUGUUUACAUAAACGAACUUUGUACCUUGCUUAAACAGCACUCGAGCAAAAGGAGGGUUGUCAUACAGCACUCUAAUGUCAAAAAGCAGGAGAAAACUGACAGCAGAGAGGACAAAGAAAAGGGGAAGACCGACAUGAUAGAGGAAUCUUCUUCAAGGCCGACAGAAACUGGGGAGGAGGAAAGGAAAACCAAACGAGCUUCCAGGAGACAGAUAGCAUAUCUGGAGAACUUGUUGAAGGUUUAUAAUGAUGAGAUCAGACGCCUGCAGGAGGCAGAUUUGAGUUUGGAGGAUCUGGAGAAGGAGGACUCGAACUAUAUCCAGGAGCAUAAACUCAAGCGCAAAAUUAUGAAGAUCUAUGAUAAGCUCUGUGAGCUGAAGAACUGCAGCACACUCACUGGAAGAGUAAUGGAGCAGAGGAUUUGCUUCAGUGGCACUCGUUACCCAGAAAUCAACAAAAAGAUUGAGCGUUUUAUAAACCAACCCGAGGCCAAUCAGAACCCUCCGGAUUACAGGGACAUCCUUCAAGUGGUGAAGCGUGCCAACGAGCGCAGUCAGCUGAUGCUGAGCCGUAAGCAGGAGGCACAGAUUGCUCAGGAGGUGUUCCGCGAGACGGGCAACAGGCUUCAGGAGCGGCGCCACCUUGACAUGGUCUACAACUUCGGCUCACACCUUACAGACUUCUACAAACCGACUGCAGAUCCUGCGCUUUGUGAUUCCGAGUUAUCCCAAAAGCUACGCUCUAACAGAGAGCUGGCUCUCAGUUCCCUAGAGGUGGUCAUCAACAAGUACGCCAACAAACAGGACGAUACGGAGGAGGAGGAGAGGAGAAAACGGCUUGGGAAAGAGAAACAGAAAAAAGAGAAUGGAGAGCAGGAAUCAAUAAAAGCAGAGAACUGUAAAAAGAGCGGAGAUGAAAAUGAAGAGGAGGAGGCAGGGGAAGAGGACGAAGAGGAGGAGGAGGAGGAGGAAGAAGAAGAAGAAGAAGAGGACGAGGAGGAUUCUUCAGAUCCAGAUAUUGACGAGGAGAUCCAGGCCAGUGAAGCACAAGCCAGACCAGAUGAUGAUGAAGACGAGGAGGAAAAUCUGAGCGUUAACGAUGAGCUCGUGCAGCCCAACAGCAACGGCUCGUGUCAGUCAGUUAAAUUACCCGACUGUGGAGAGACAGUUGAGAGCGGCGAUGAAGUUCCACCGUCCGAAAGUAGAACAGAAAAACCGCUCAAACACGAACGUUCCACAGACGUCCCCUCCUCCUCAGACAGCCACAGUCAGACGUGUGGCCCAGACCCUCAGUCUACGGAGGACGUUUUGCUCGUUUCUAACACUUGUCUCUCAGCUGACUCGAACGGCGUCAGUGAAGCUACAGAGAUUCCACCCACCUCCCCUGAGAACAGCGGCUCCUCCCCACUGACUGUGUUUGCCAAUCAUCCCGAGGUGACUAACAAGACGUGUAACAGCAAGAAGAGGAAGCGGGAAUCAAAGAAGAACCACAUCAUCGUUCAAAAUGGCACUAGCAACAGUAAUGCAUCGCUAAACAUUAAAGUGGCCUGUAGCCCCGUGCAAGUGGACUCGACCCGGGCGGACACACCCACUCAGGAUAUGGUCAGCAGCACUCAUGCCUCACCACCCCCUAAAAAGCACAAGGUGCCAGUAAUUCAGGUAGACGUUGCGACCCAGUGUGACCCAGACGCAGUGAUAGUUCUCUCUGAUUCGGACUGAGUCAUUCCUUCUGCUGCCUACCUGGAUGACGAGCUCUUAUUUCCACAACCAUCUGUGCUCCAUAUCGGCGGGUGCUUGACUGUAUAUACACCCAUUCAUUGUCUCUGCCACACGAUUACCUUUUUACACUCGAUCCCACCUUGCUGCACUGCCCGCUCGGCUCAGCAGCACAAUUUCAGGGUAUCUUAACUGGGUAUUUUUUAUUAAAGAUUUCAUUAUUCUAUUGAA